AUGUCACUCAUGACAGCGGAACCAGAGUUGAUUAUGGAGCUCCAUGAGGAUCUUGCUCAUGUAGGCUACAAAUGCCUAGCCGACUUCUACUGCAAGGUGACGAACGAUGAUGUAUCUGAGAUGCAAGUGCGUCGUAUCGUUCAAACCUGUCGGGCUUGUGCAUUAAUGCGCAAAGACUCCUCAAAAGCGUUACCAUCUGUCGUUAAGGACGCCGAGAGGUUCAUGGAAAGAGUCCAUAUGGAUGUCUUCUAUGUAUCCUAUAAUGAGAAAACGGGCAUUCGUAGAAUUGGUGUGCACGUAUAUUACACCACCGUGGAGCGACACGAAACUAAUAGAAACCUAAAGGAUAGGCUCAAGAAGUCGAUGGCCUCACUUAAUAGUAAUAAGGAGUUGUGGGAGAUUAUCUUGGCCUACAAUCGAACGAUUUACAGCGGAUCGGAGCUGUCACCCGUCGAGAUGCUCUUUCGCCGGGAGGACGGUACAUCAUGGAGGAUACUCGAAAUGGCCCGCAGUAAUUUGCAGAAGGCGCAACAGAAACGCAUCGCUAACGCUGAGGUCCACGCUACUAAUCCUUCACCGUGA
Messenger RNA from Sphaeroforma arctica JP610, 582 nucleotides. RefSeq lists its product as hypothetical. The record is from RefSeq and is a predicted model, not a curated record. Bases 1 to 582 code for a protein of 193 amino acids. Lineage: Eukaryota; Ichthyosporea; Ichthyophonida. The transcript has 2 exons.